Messenger RNA from Pseudoliparis swirei, 2442 nucleotides. RefSeq names its product glycine--tRNA ligase-like. Gene Ontology annotation, biological process: mitochondrial glycyl-tRNA aminoacylation. Gene Ontology annotation, molecular function: ATP binding; glycine-tRNA ligase activity. The transcript is spliced from 17 exons. Gene Ontology annotation, cellular component: cytoplasm; mitochondrion. The record is from RefSeq and is a predicted model, not a curated record. Lineage: Eukaryota; Metazoa; Chordata; Actinopteri; Perciformes; Liparidae. The coding region runs from base 65 to 2092 and encodes 675 amino acids.
AGUUGCGUCUGGAGCCGAUCACCAGCUGACUGCCGGGAGAGCGGAGCGCUUCAGACGGGUCAGGAUGGAAGAAAUACUGGCGCCUCUAAGGGAGGCUGUGAGGGAACAGGGUGACUUGGUGCAUCAGUUGAAGGAAAAGGGCGUCAAAGAGCAGGAGCUGAGCAGAGCUGUUGCAGAGCUGAAAGCCCGGAAGAAGAUUCUUGAAGCAAAGGAGCUGGCUUUGCAGCCCAAAGAUGACACGGUGGACAGAGUGAAGAUGGAGGACACCUUAAAGAGGAGAUUCUUCUACGAUCAAGCCUUUGCCAUCUAUGGAGGUGUGAGCGGCCUGUAUGACUUCGGCCCUGUGGGCUGUGCCCUGAAGAACAACAUCCUGCAGGUCUGGAGGCAGCACUUCAUCCAGGAGGAGCAGAUCCUCGAGAUUGACUGCACCAUGCUGACCCCAGAGGCGGUCCUCAAGACGUCGGGACAUGUGGAUAAAUUUUCCGACUACAUGGUGAAAGAUGCCAAGACCGGGGAGUGCUACCGCGCCGAUCACCUCCUCAAAGCUGACUUGAAAAAACUAAUGUCUGAUGAGAAAUGCUCUGAGAAGGUGAACAAGAUGGAGGACGUCAUCACUCAGAUGGACAACUACACCCAGCAGGAGCUGACGGACCUCUUUGUGAAAUACAACGUUAAGUCUCCCUCCACAGGAAACGACCUCACACCUCCCGUCUCUUUCAACCUGAUGUUUCAGACGUCCAUCGGGCCAGGGGGGAACACGCCCGGCUACCUGAGGCCUGAAACCGCUCAGGGGAUGUUCCUCAACUUCAAACGCUUGCUGGAGUUCAACCAGGGAAAGCUUCCCUUUGGCGCCGCUCAGAUUGGAAACUCCUUCAGGAACGAGAUCUCUCCUCGCUCCGGACUCAUCCGUGUCAGAGAGUUCACCAUGGCUGAGAUCGAGCACUUUGUGGACCCAAGCGAGAAGAUCCACCCCAAGUUCUCCAACGUGGCCGACCUCGACCUCCUGUUGUUCUCCUCCAAGGCUCAGACCAGCGGCCAGUCUGCACACAUCAUGAAGCUGGGUGACGCUGUGGAGCAGGGCGUGAUCAACAAUUCCGUGUUGGGUUACUUCAUUGGGAGAAUCUACCUGUAUCUAAUCAAAGUGGGGCUGUCUAAAGAUAAAGUGCGUUUCCGUCAGCACAUGGAGAACGAGAUGGCUCACUACGCCUGUGACUGCUGGGACGCAGAGUCCAAAACCUCCUAUGGCUGGAUUGAGAUCGUGGGCUGUGCUGACCGCUCCUGCUUUGACCUCACGUGUCACUCCCGAGCCACCAAGGUGCCUCUAGUGGCUGAAAAGCCCCUAAAAGAACCCAAAGUGGUGAACGUCGUCCAGUUUGAGCCCAAUAAGGGAGCCAUCGGAAAGGCCUACAAGAAAGAUGCCAAAGUGGUUCUGGAGUACCUGGCUGCCUGUGACGAAUGCUACAUCAGUGAUCAGGAGAAGCUGCUCAAUCAAGAGGGGGAGUUCAGCGUUGAGACACAAGGCAGAACCUUUAAAGUGACAAAAGACAUGGUCGCUGUGAAAAGGUUCCAGAAAACUCUGCACGUGGAGGAGAUUGUUCCCAAUGUAAUCGAGCCGUCCUUUGGCAUCGGCAGAAUCAUGCACUCCAUCUUCGAGCACUCGUUCCGCAUCCGGCAGGGCGAUGAACAGAGGACGUAUUUCAGCUUCCCUGCCACCGUCGCUCCUUACAAAUGUUUCAUCCUUCCUCUGAGCCAAAACCAGGAGUUCAUGCCAUUUGUCCAACAGUUAUCCGAGGCGAUGACUAAAAUCGGCGUGUCCCACAAGGUGGACGACUCCUCAGGAUCCAUCGGGCGGCGCUACACCCGCUCCGACGAGAUCGGGGUGGCGUUCGGCAUCACCAUCGACUUCGACACGGUGAACAAGACGCCGCACACGGCCACGCUGAGAGACCGCGACUCCAUGAGGCAGAUCAGGGCCGAGGUCGCUGAGUUGCCGGGGAUGGUUCAAGAUCUGGCUAACGGCACCUUGACGUGGGCUGAGGUGGAGAAAAAGUACCCGGUCUUUGAAGGACAAGAGACCAUCAAGAAGGAGUAGCCAAACAAGAACUCCUCCUCUCCUGCUUAUUUUACCAAAUGCUUUUCUUUCUUCUUCAUACAGCAUGUUUGUAUUUUCUCUCAGUGGUGAAGUGUACAGCAGGAUCUGGAGAUUAGAGCGUGUCACAAAGACUGCAGGAAAGCUACACCAGUUACCACCAUGCUGGAGGGUUAUCCCCGUCCUGUGACUUCUUUUCUAGCAGCGUUAUUGUUCCUGGGCAACAUCAUGUGCAGCACUGAUACUGUGCAAACAGAACACAUACAUACUGCCAGUUACGCACCUGACUUUCAUACAAUUCUUUAAUACUGUAUGCAUUUGUUAACCUUUUAUAAUAAACCGCAUACAUUUGU